Molecule: messenger RNA, 1967 nt
Organism: Ipomoea triloba (trilobed morning glory)
Lineage: Eukaryota; Viridiplantae; Streptophyta; Magnoliopsida; Solanales; Convolvulaceae
Product: probable E3 ubiquitin-protein ligase ARI8
Exons: 2
Coding region: 188-1759 (523 amino acids)
Biological process (GO): protein polyubiquitination; positive regulation of proteasomal ubiquitin-dependent protein catabolic process; ubiquitin-dependent protein catabolic process
Cellular component (GO): cytoplasm; ubiquitin ligase complex
Molecular function (GO): ubiquitin conjugating enzyme binding; ubiquitin protein ligase activity; zinc ion binding
Source: RefSeq, a predicted model, not a curated record
UAUAUAUGAUUCUGUGAAUAUCCUCCUCAUUAUUCCUUCGCCCUAGAAAUCUAGAAUUCUAGUAAUUUUGGAAUCCUUAACGUAAUACACAAGAAAAUCAAUUUUGGGAUUCCUAGAUUACCAGUCGGAGUUCAAAUUAAAAAGCCGCCGCCAUCAAAGGUUUUGGCAUCAGCAAGUCAAUUCGGAUAUGGCUUACUCCGUAGAUGAUGGAGAUUUCAACAUAGAUUAUGAGGAUUCCGACGUAGAUGAUGGAGAUUUCUAUCACAGUGACAACAUAGAUUAUGAGGGUUCCGACGAAGACGGCGGCGAGGAUUCUUUUACUCGAAAGCCAAGUUACAGUAUAUUGAAGGAGGAAGACAUUCGCGUACUCCUCGAAGACGACAUUAACAAAGUCUCUAGUACACUUUCGUUGCGUAGAGGGGACGCUUGCGUUUUGCUACUCGCGUACAGUUGGAGCGUGAGCAAGGUGCCGGAGGAAUGGUUCGCGGAUGAGGAAAAGGUCCGGAAAGCGGUGGGGUUAUUGCCGGAGAGCCAAACUUCGCCGAUCCGAUUCUCUAAGCGCGAGAAAUUCCGGUGCGAAAUCUGCGGCGACGAAUAUCCUCUCUCCGAAAGCACCGCCGCCUCUUGCGGCUGCGGCCACGCUUUCUGCAUCGCGUGUUUUAAAUCGUGGAUUCAAUCGCUGAUCAAGGACGGGCCGGGUUGCCUCUUCAAGCUCCGCUGCCCCUGGGUUGGCUGCAACGCCGCCGUAGUGGCGGAGACGGUUGAAUCGGUCGCUGAUGAGGAAGACAUAACUAAGUAUCGGCAUUAUCUCCUUAGGUCUUACGUGGAGCAAAACCGGAUGAUCAAAUGGUGCACGGGGCCCGGGUGCGAUUUCGCCGUGAAGUUCGAUACGUGGAACGCCGAUUACUACGACGUUGUAUGUGAAUGCUCGCAUACUUUUUGCUGGAACUGCUCGGAGGACAAUCACCGCCCGGUGGACUGCGGCACCGUCGCCAAGUGGAUGAUGAAGAAUGUCUCCGAAGCCGAGAACACAAAUUGGUUGCUUUCCCAUUCCAAGCUCUGUCCCAAGUGUAAACGCCCAAUCGAGAAAAACCAUGGAUGCAUGCACAUGACUUGCAUUGCACCUUGUUUUUACGAGUUUUGUUGGUUAUGCCUGGGCGGGUGGGGCGAGCACGACUGCAACCGGUACAAGAGGGAGAGGGAGGAUAAGGAUAAGGAUGAGGUGACGAGGCGGGAGAAGGCGAAGAAGAUGUGGGGGAAGUACAUCCAUCACUACGAGCGUUGGGAGGGGAACGAGAGGUCGAGGAAGAAGGCGGUUGAGGACUUGCGACGGUCACGAGGGGAGGACAUUCAAAAGCUAAGCAAAAUUCAAAGCGAAUCGCUUUCCCAGGUGAAGUUCCUGGUGGAGGCGUGGGAGCAGAUAGUGGAGUGCCGGCGCGUGUUGAAGUGGACCUACGCCUACGGCUACUACCUGCCGGAGGAGGCGGCGGCGAGGAAGCAGCUUUUCGAGUACUCCCAAGGCGAGGCGGAGGGCGUACUGGAGAAGCUCCACCACUGUGCGGAGAGAGAGGUGGAAGAUUACCUGUCGUCGGCGAAGCCUUCCGAGGAAUUCCAGAAUUUUCGCCGCAAGCUCUGCAAUCUCACUUCUGUUACCAAAGGAUUCUUUGAGAAAUUGGUUGCAGAGCUGGAGAACAAUCCUCUGGAAAGCGAAGACAAUGUUGUUGAUGUCGCGGACGCGAACAAACGAUUGAAGCAGUGAUCUAUCUAACAUUCAGACGAGUAGGAAAUAGGGUUUAGGGUUUCAGCGAUCGGAAAUUUUGCAUGGAUUGACUGGAGCAUUAGAGACACACGCACAAGUGCUAUAAGAAUAAAGUGUCAUUUUAACUAGAAAUAAUGUAAUGAAUAUCGUUAUCAUGCACAAGUUUCAAAAAUAUAAAUAAAAAAAUGACCACAACAUUUAAAAAAUC